AUGACCCGCAACUACAUCGCGAAGCUCGGUCGACUGGCCAGUCGCGGCCUCACAGCCCGCGGCCUCGCUGCCUCUUCUGCCACCUACCGCAUGCCGUUCUCGAGAGCAUCGAACACCGCCGCCGCGCGUCUGACGUUCCGAAGCCACUUCUCUACCAGCCCGCAGCUUGCCAAGCCUCUGGAGCCUGACGUCUUGAAGGCGGCCCGCCCCGCCGACUUGACCGACGCCGAGUACCACGAGCUGGCCGACGACUACCUCGAUCAACUUCUGGCGCAGUACGAGAAGCAGCAGGAUGACAGUGGACACAUUGACGUCGAGUACAGCGCCGGUGUCAUGCACGUCAACAUCCCCGAAAUCGGCGAGUACGUCCUCAACAAGCAGCCGCCCAACAAGCAGAUAUGGCUGUCGUCGCCCAAGUCCGGCCCGAAGCGGUACGAUUACGUGGUCCUUAGCGAAGGCCAAGAUCAGAAGCAGGACACGGCCUCGGGCGGCUGGUACUACCUUCGAGACGGCACUUCCCUGACGGAAUUGCUGGUCGAGGAAACGGGAAUCGAUCCGAUAGUGCCGCCGGUCUGA
Anthostomella pinea is the source of this 576-nucleotide messenger RNA. The record is from the annotation of a GenBank genome assembly. Lineage: Eukaryota; Fungi; Ascomycota; Sordariomycetes; Xylariales; Xylariaceae.